This is a messenger RNA of Lagopus muta (rock ptarmigan), 1771 nucleotides long. RefSeq names its product coiled-coil domain-containing protein 81-like. Gene Ontology annotation, cellular component: centrosome. NCBI's taxonomy places the organism in Eukaryota, Metazoa, Chordata, Aves, Galliformes, Phasianidae. Bases 98 to 1561 code for a protein of 487 amino acids. The record is from RefSeq and is a predicted model, not a curated record. The transcript is spliced from 12 exons.
AGGAGCAGGGGCGCUUUGCAGAGAAUUGUUGGUUGGUUGAGGAGCCUUGUUGGCGGAGGGCAUCCUUAGUUCUGAACUGAGGCUGUCGGCAAGCCGCAUGGAAGGCUGCUGGACUGUGAGCGUCAGCUCAGAGCUGGCCUACGCGUUCCCAACGCUGCUGGAACUCUCUGCUGAAGAGAUUGUGGCAGUCUGGGACGCUGUGUCUGAUUACAUCCUGGAACAGAUGAAGCUGGACAAGGGAGUCCUGAUUCCGGGACUUGGGGUCUUUGCUGUGGUCCGAGAGCAAUUCCACAGCAAAGAAGAGGCGCUUUCGGUUCUAAGGCCUGUCUUCCAGCUGGACAUCGGGGUGCUGUGGCUGCAGGAACUCCAGUCUCCCAACGACAUCAUCCCUGACGACGUCAAGAUUGAGCCGCUCAACUACCGGCAGCUCUCGCGAGCCUCCGGCGUCCCGCUGCACUUGGUGCCACGCUGCGUGCGGGAGAGCGUGCUCCUGUACUGUCACCUCCUGAGGAGCAGGGAGCCCGUCUCGUUCGUGUUCAAGAACCUCGGCGUUAUGACCUGCCAAGACGGCUUCCUCCUCAUGAGGUUCUUCUGCAGCUGCGUUGAAACGCUGGAGAGCGAUGCCCCCGUCCUCGCACUGAUCCACACCAGAUUCUGGACGGACGAUUCUGCUGACUUCGGGCCAGAGACCGCUGCCCAUGGCAUCCACGUGUUCCCGAGGUUUCAGCUCACCGUGGAAAAGAGCAGAGCAGAGGCCGCCGCAGAAAAAAAAGCUGCCAUACAGCGGAAGAUGAGUAAAGGGGUCUCUGCCGGCAGGCUGCUGCAGAGGCGGAAGACACUUCCCCCCUCCAUGCUGCUGCAGCGCAAGCCGAGCUCAAGGCAGCAAGAUGUGGCGAAGGAGCCUUCUGGCAGUGCGCUCCCGCCGUGUGCAGGCAGCUCCCGUGGGACAAAGAAAGCGGGACAGAAGGAAACAUCUGCUGCCCAGACCAGCGCUGCACUCCCUGCCACCGAGGAGUCUAAGAGAGCACUGCAGGAGCUCCGCAAAGAGUCUGCCCUGUGGAAAGAAGCAGACCACACGUGGCCCAUGCACCAACAGCAAAUAGAGCGAGCACAGGCAGAAAUGGCGGCAUGGGAAGGCUGGAGCGCAGGGGAGGACCAGCAUCCGCCCCAGCUGCUGGCCAGGGAGAGAGUGCGUGUUCCGCAUCCUCCAGCCCAGCCCAGGAGACAGCAAGUGGGAAGGAGAUGGAGGAAGGACGAGGGUCUGCUGCCGGGAAGUAUAAUGGGGACGACGACCAAGCUGACACUGCAUGCUGACCUCCUUUCCCCGCGAGCGGCUCAGGUGCUCCGAAGGUUGGAGCCGCACCUCCGUCAGCAAGAGGUUUUUGCCGGCACAGCGGAAAGAAACCGGCAGAAGCUGGAGCAGAAGCGGCACCUCCUCCGGGCUGAAUGCUCGCACGGCUCCAGAGGGGAAGGUGCAGCCAUCGGUGGUGACCGCGGUGGAGCUCUCGGCACGGGGGCUGGGAAGCCGUCCAGAUUUCCACCUGUGAAUGGAAGAUCGUAGAAAACCAAAGACUCGUAGAACGGCCUGGGUUGAAAAGGGUCUCGAAGAUCACCGCCACCGGGCUGCCCAGAGCCACAUCCAGCCUGCCCUCGGAUGCCCGCAGGGAUGGGGCGUCCCCCAGCUCUCGGCAAGCUGUUCCAGCACGUCACCACCCUCCGUGUGAAGAACGCCUGCUGACAUCUAACCAAAUUCUGCCCCCCUUUCACAGUU